Molecule: messenger RNA, 5886 nt
Organism: Aquila chrysaetos chrysaetos
Lineage: Eukaryota; Metazoa; Chordata; Aves; Accipitriformes; Accipitridae
Gene: ST3GAL2
Product: ST3 beta-galactoside alpha-2,3-sialyltransferase 2
Exons: 8
Coding region: 2100-3146 (348 amino acids)
Molecular function (GO): beta-galactoside (CMP) alpha-2,3-sialyltransferase activity
Source: RefSeq, a predicted model, not a curated record
GCUGAGGCGGCCACAGAGGGGACCGGGGUGGGAGGGCUGGCUGCGGGUAGCCCCAGUCCCCACCAGUGCCAGCGUGCGGGUAAGGUCCCUCGGCAGCAGCGUGACACACGGCUGCGUGACACACGGCGUCCCGUGCCCGGGUAGCGGCAGCCAGGAUUUCACAAACCCGAUACGAGCGUCCCUGGGGACAGGGGUGGAAAACUGUGUCACCGAGCAGGAAAAGUCCCGUGCCCGCGUCUGUGCCUGCGGGGUGCCAGCACGGGUGUUGGCGUGGGAUCCCAUCGGCGUCCGACCCGCCGGGGUGUGCGCCUGGCCCGGCGUUGCGGGGUGUUUCCCCGGCUGAGGCUUGGCUGUCAGAGCGGGGUCGGUGCCGGAGCCAGGAUUUUAAGGCCUGGCAUGCGCGGGGUCCCCACAGACGCCAGGGGCUUGGGUGCUGCUGGCACAGGGGGAAGGCGAGGUUUUGCUCGGGCUCCAGCUGCGGAGCCGGAACGCUUAUUGCAAAGCUUCCAUAUAUUUCCCCAGGGCGAGGGCUCCCCAUCCCAGCAGGAGGAUUUUUUUUGGGGGGGAGGACGGCGCUUGGGCAGCGGGCGAGCUUGGUCUGGAGGAAAGGCCACGUUCCCUGAUGAGUGAAAAACAUGGCUGGGUGAAACCAAAUAACACCAAAACCCCCCAAACUUGUUGAGCUUCCCUCUGGGAAGACAGCUGGCCUUCGAGCUGGAGGAGGCAGUUUUGCCCCCCCUUAUCUGGGGGUCCCCCGCUGGGCCAGGGGCCAGGGGCUCUCCUGUUUCCAACACAGCCCCGAGCAUCCCAGCCAGGGUGGUGAGCGGGACGGGAAGUUGCUCAGCGCCUUGGGCUUGGUGUUCCUUUUUCUUCCCCUUUUAUCGGAGCCAGAUGUCACAUCCACAACAGUGAAGCAUGGGGCUGGGGGGGGGCUGCGUUGGCUGCCAUGCCCACCCCAGCCAUGCAUGUGCCCGUCUGUCCGUCUGUCUGUCCCCAUCUGGCAGCGAGCAGCAGCCCCGCUGCCGGUUGCAUGUGGCAGCUGCCUGUCAAAAGCGUUUCCCUCUCCUCCGAGGAGCUCAUGGCGGUUCUCGGGAAAGGCAAGACGCGCUCCGCUCGCCCACCCACGCCUCGCCGGCGCCGAAGGCGGGCAGGGAGAGCAGGCGGGGAGAGCAGGCGGGGAGAGCCCCGGCAGCCGCACGCCGGAGGGAACCGACUCAGGCUUGAAUUUUCAUGCCCAAACAAGCUCCAAACUGCCGCUUUUCAGCGAAAGGCUCCGGCGGCACCGAGGGCGCGAUGGUUUCCCCGUUGGCUCUCGGCACGCUGGAUGCCGCCCGGCUUGGCCCACACCAAGGUCCCGGCAUCUUAAUGGCUUUCAUCUCCUGCCGUUACAUUUAAUUCUUGCAAGAAAGAGUGCAAACUGCUAAUUGCUCUCCAGCGACUCGGCUGGCUUUGGUGCUUCUCAGCGAGCUGUGUUUUAUUGGAGCCCGCCAGUCCCCGGGGGCUUGGGAUGUGGCGGGAGAGGCUGGGAACCUUCUGCCCCUGCCCUGCUGGGCUCCGCAUCAGGCUCCAGGGGGAUCUCUCGGCUCCACAUCACUCUUUGCCAUCGGCAUCUCCCAAAAGCUCUUUUGGAGACUGCAAGAGAUUUGGGCCCCAGCUCCACAGCAAAGUUCCCAAAGAUACCCCCAAAACUGCACAUGGAUGAAUGGCCGGUAUCAUCGUGGCCGUGCUCCCGAGCCAGCGGUAAAGGGCAGCGUGCCAGCGGAUCAGCUAAACCCCAGGGACGAUGAGCACCGUCGCAGCGGAGAGCCAGCUGGGGCCGGGACCCGGAGGAGCCGCUGAGGCACGGUGCUGCGGCUGAGGCCGGUGUGCUGAGCUGUGCCGGACUCCUGUGCCGCUGCAGCUGGCAGCAGAUGCUCUCUACCCGGCACGUGGAGCCGCCGGGGGCCCUCGCCACGGCCGGACCACGCGGAUGGAAAGCUGCAGCCCAGCAGCUCUCGGUCCCACAGGGAGCCUCGCUGGCCGGCUGACGCCAUCCCGCGCCCUAUGCCCGAGCCCUAUGCCGGAGCGGGCCCCCUCCCCGGCUCAGCCGCCCGCCGACCAUGAAGUGCUCGUUGCGCUUCUGCUUCCUUUCAACUGCCUUCCUGCUCGUCUUCGUCAUGUCCCUCCUCUUCACCUACUCCCACCACAGCAUCGCCUACCUGGACCCCGGCGGGCUGGGCAGCAUUCACCGGGUGAAGCUGGUGCCCGGCUAUGCUGGCAUGCAGCGGCUCAGCAAGGGGGGGCCGUACCCCCGGGGCUGCACCUGCCGCCGCUGCCCGGCCGAGGAGGCCGGGGCUACCGACUGGUUUGAUGGGCGCUACGAUGGCACCGUCUCCCCGGUGUGGACCAAGGAGAACAUGGACCUGCCGCCCGAUGUCCAGAGGUGGUGGAUGAUGCUGCAGCCCCAGUUCAAGUCCCACAACACCCACGAGGUCCUGAGCAAGCUCUUCCAGAUCGUGCCGGGCGAGGAUCCCUACCGCUCCCGCGACCCACACCGCUGCCGCCGCUGCGCCGUGGUCGGCAACUCGGGCAACCUGCGCGGCUCCGGCUACGGGCCAGAGAUCGACGGGCAUGACUUCGUCAUGCGGAUGAACCAGGCCCCUACGGUGGGCUUUGAGGGCGACGUGGGCAGUCGGACCACACACCAUUUCAUGUACCCCGAGAGUGCCAAGAACCUGCCCGCCAACGUCAGCUUCGUGCUGGUGCCCUUCAAAACCCUGGACCUGCUCUGGAUCGCCAGUGCCCUGUCCACCGGCCAGAUCAGGUUCACAUACGCGCCCGUGAAACCUUUUCUGCGGGUGGACAAAGAAAAGGUGCAGAUCUACAAUCCUGCCUUCUUCAAGUACAUCCACGACCGCUGGACGGAGCACCACGGGCGCUACCCCUCCACUGGCAUGCUGGUGCUCUUCUUUGCCCUCCACGUCUGCGACGAGGUGAACGUCUUUGGGUUCGGCGCUGACAGCCGGGGCAACUGGCACCACUACUGGGAGAACAACCGCUACGCCGGGGAGUUCAGGAAGACGGGGGUGCACGACGCCGACUUUGAGGCGCACAUCAUCGACAUGCUGGCUAAAACCAGCAAGAUCGAGGUUUACCGGGGGAACUGAGGGCUGCGUCUCCUCCGGCUCCCCUGCGCUAGCUGGGUCCCGGCUGCCCGCGGGGGCAGAUGGCGAGGGUCUCCCCGGUGGCCUCGGGCGAUGAGCGCCGGGUGGGCAGUGCGGCCCCGCACCACUGACAGAGCCGCCCCCGGCGAUAUUUGGUGCCUCCAGCAGCCAAUCAGGUUCAGAGCUAAAGGAGACUUUUUGCUUUUUUUUAAUUAUUAUUAAUUAUUAUUAUUAUUAUUAUUAUUAUUAAGAAACCCAGCUGAGAAAGGAUUUGUAAACACAAUCAGCAACUGACCAGGCGGUGGGGGCAUCCGCCUCACAUCUCUUUACAGUCAAACCAAAUGCUGCUCUUUUUAAAAAAAGACAAAAAACCACCCCACCCCCCGAAGCCGGGUGACUUUGGGGAGCACCCAAGCAUUACAUCCGGGCCGAGGGAGACAUGGCGGCUGAGCAGCCUCGCCAGUGGAACCAGCUGCUUCUUUCUUCCUUUAUUUUGAUAUUUUUUUUUUUUUUUUUACCCACCUGGGGCAGCCGCCACAGUCACUUCCCUGGGGAAGGCUCCCAGCACACAAGCAGGUCCCAGCGCGGCUGCAAGCGCAUGGACCCAUCACAGGGAGCUGGCAGCCACGGGAAGCCGACCGUCACCGAUGCUCCACUGCAGGCUGGUGGCUGCUGGCACAGCCGGGCUGGGAGAUGGAGAGGAACCCCGGCUUCGGGGCUGAGCAUCCCCUCUUCUCUACCUGAAGAUUGCGGAAGGGUAGGACGGAUUUCAGGGGCAACCAUGUAAAAGGCAGCUAAGAAAUCUGCAGGAGCUGACGCCCGGUCCCUCUGGCCGGGCUCCCUCGCAGGAUGCUCGAGGGAUGUGGGAUGCAACGGUGGGUCCUGCCCCACCGGAGGGAAGGAGACGUGAUUUCCCUUCACUUUCAGGCUGGGAAAAACCAGAUUAGAGAUAGCUUUAGUGGGUGAAUGAACCGUGCUUUUGUGUUGCUAUAAACAGACAGCUCUGGUGAGAAGCUGAAAUCCCAAAGUCUUUGCUCCGUUUGUGAGGGUGGGGCUUGGUUUACACCGGUCUAGUACAGCCGGUGCCCUCAGGGUCGCCGGGGGCUUUUCGGGCUGGACAGGCUGCCCUGCGGCGUGGGACGGGGUGCUGCAGAAGGAAACUGCCUCCCCAGAGGUGUAAUUAAAACCACUUUCUUUGGGUCAAUCAGGCGGGUGGGUUAGUUUUGGUUUUGUUUUUUUUUUAGUAGAUAUGAAAAGCUCAAGAAAAAGGCAAUCACGGCAAAGUUCCCCCAGAGAGGGACCCUCCGCCUGCACAGCUGGUGACGAUGAUGGGUGCCUGGCAUGGCAGUGACACAAGCCCCAAGGUGCCAAGACUAUGGCAGGGGUUGCAGCGCUGGAGCCCAGCCAGGGGAAGCCCUGCCCAUACCACCUGGUUGCAAUAGUUACUUGAGGAACAAUCAUCAUAGGUUUUUUUGGGCUUGGAGGGGUUUUUUUACCCUUUUGUAUCUGGCUUUUCUGUAGCAGCCUCUUACCUGUUUCUCUGCUUCGGUUUGGUUGUUUUUCAGGGUUUUUGUUCUCUUUUUUUUUGAGGUUUCUCUCUCUGCAAUCGUGAAACAUGAGGGUUUGGGUCACCUGGAGCAGGCAGUGUGCAUCUCCUGGGCUGGGCAAAUUCAUCUUUUCUGUCUGCAGGGCUUUGAAGCCCUGAGUUUCGUGGUGGGUUUUGGUAGAAGCGGUGCCACCCUGGCACGAGCAGCCUGCCUGCGACCGCCACGGCCAGCUCUGAAUCCUGGGAUGCAGAGGCAGGUUGCAGCAAGCCUCAGUCUCCACCUUCCUGGGUUGUUUUUUUUUUAGGGGAAGAAAAAUAAAAAACACAAAACCAUGAGCAACAAUGAGUGCCUUGACCAUCUCUUGUCGGCUAUGCCAGGCUGUGCCCGCACCCGCACCGGUGGUAGGGGCUUGGCCGAUUUAUCUGGCAGUCGUACCUGCUUCCCUCCUUGCGCCAGGCUGGAUCUUAGCUGGGAAGUGCUGCUGGGGGAAGAGGGAUGCAUCCAGGCCACCACUCUGGUGGCUGGAGAGGCCAAAUCCAGCGUGAUGAGGCUGGACCAGUUCCUGUCCCAGCUGAGCAGAGCCAGGCCAGACAAUCACAGGGCGAGCGAAGGCGCCAGGUACCAAACCCGCCAGCAGCACAAGGCCGGCAUCCGGCGAAGGGCGCGCUCAUGGCUCCUUGCUGCCCUAUUUUUUUUUUUUUGGCUAACUUCCUUCCCCUAGCCCCCCCCCUUUUUUUAAUUAUUAUGAUUAUGAUUAUUAUUUUUAUUAUUAUUAUUUAAGCUGUCCCGCUAGGACUCGCGACCCCUUCUGUUUCUCUCGCAGAGUGGCUGCCAGCCCCACGCACGAGGAACAUGCUGCACGCCUGGCGGGGAGGGGGCCGCGGGUGUGCCGCCGAGGAGGAGCACCACUGUACUGUACAUAGAGGAGAUGUAGGCAGAGGCUACAGGCAGGGGGGCAGGCAGGGAGGAGGUGCCCAGGCUUGCCCACCUGGCAGAGGUAGUCUUCAUCACGCGGUGCCUGAUCGAGCGCCCGUCGCCUCCCACUCCGCCAGGAGAGGGAGAGACCAGUUGCUCCGACCUAGAGCUAGCAGGCAGGUGGCUUCGCCCGUAGCCUCUGUGUACAUGGGUACUUCUGCACACAACUGUCUUAAAACAACUUUUUUUUUUUAAAAGUCAAUAAAAAACAUGCAUCGGAA